AUACCAAACAUAUUCUACACUAGUGACCACAAAACCACAUGGGUUCUUCUCGUUUUCCAAACACUUGGGGUUUAGUUUACAAUAGAAAAAUGAUUUCUUUCUUCUUCUCAUGGUAUACAAUAACCUCAUAAAAUGCUCAACACCUUGUCUCCCCCACAUCAAAUCUCCCAUUGUUGUUCUCUCACUAACCCAAUCAAAAUCAAGCUUCUUCACUCAUCACAUCGUCCCCAUCACCACCACCAUCUUCACAAUCAUCGUCACCCCAACAAGAGAAUAAACCCAUCUCAUUUCUCCACCGGAAUCUUUCACUCACUUUCGGCCAUAGACAAACACCAAAACACCAACCAAAAUCAUCAAAUUCAACCCCCUGACGACGAUUACGAUGCUGAAUUCAACCCAUUUCACAACUCCCCAAUCUAUCUGAACAAAAUUGAACAAGAUUUAGACCGAAACAGGGGCGAAUCUCGUUGGGGCAUUUCAUCAAACAUGUGGUGGGCGGACUUGAAAGCGGCUGUUGGGCAGAGGAUUAAUGUUGAGGGGCUGAUGUUUUCAGUUUCGGUGAUUACUAGAAACAAGCAUUGGGUGAUCCCUCAUGUUUCGGUUCCGGAUGUGAGGUAUAUUGAUUGGGCUGCUUUGAAAAGAAAGGGGUUUGAAGGUGUUGUCUUUGAUAAGGACAAUACUCUUACGGUUCCUUACUCGUUGGCAUUGUGGGGCCCGAUCGCGCCGUCUGUUGAGUCUUGUAAAGCGGUUUUCGGGAACAACAUUGCGGUGUUUAGUAACUCUGCUGGGCUGCAGGAGUAUGACCCUGAUGGCAGGAAAGCUAGGGCUCUUGAGUUUGUAAUCGGGAUUCGAGUAAUUAGACAUAAGGUGAAGAAGCCAGCUGGUUCAGCUGAAGAAAUUGAAAGACACUUUGGAUGUGAUUGUUCAAAGCUCAUAAUGGUUGGCGAUCGUCCCUUCACAGACAUCGUUUAUGGUAACAGAAACGGGUUUCUUACUAUAUUAACUGCACCCCUGAGUCUCGCAGAAGAACCAUUCACUGUUAAGCAGGUGCGAAAAAUCGAACUGGCUCUUGUGAAUCGGUGGUUGAAGAAGGGUUUAAAACCCGCCAAUGAGAAGCUUCUUUCCGAUGCCUUGGAUUGUGUGAAAGAACCACCAUCUGUUUAAGGAGUGUUGUAGGUAAAUCAGGAAUUGAAAUCAUUUUAUGUGGUCAAAGCGGCCUAUGUAUGAUUCUUUUUGUUACAUUGUUAUUAUUUCAUAAAUGAAACCAUAUAGUGUGUGGAGUCGGAAGUUUAAACGA
Helianthus annuus (common sunflower) is the source of this 1297-nucleotide messenger RNA. Its product is annotated as phosphatidylglycerophosphate phosphatase 1, chloroplastic. Gene Ontology annotation, molecular function: phosphatidylglycerophosphatase activity. Lineage: Eukaryota; Viridiplantae; Streptophyta; Magnoliopsida; Asterales; Asteraceae. The transcript is spliced from 5 exons. The record is from RefSeq and is a predicted model, not a curated record. The coding region runs from base 133 to 1164 and encodes 343 amino acids.